Entamoeba dispar SAW760 is the source of this 1620-nucleotide messenger RNA. RefSeq lists its product as uncharacterized. Bases 1 to 1620 code for a protein of 539 amino acids. The record is from RefSeq and is a predicted model, not a curated record. Lineage: Eukaryota; Evosea; Mastigamoebida; Endamoebidae. The transcript has a single exon.
AUGAAAUUAGGAUAUAAUGAAAUAAUGAUAACAUCAAUGUACUUUAAUGAUAUUAAUGAUUUUAUUAAUUUAGAAUUAGGUGUUAAAAGAUUUCAAGGAAAUAUGGAACGAUUUCAUUUUAAUCCAAUUCCAUUAAAUGAACAUUCAAGAAAGUUGUUUCCUAAUAUUGAAACAUUUCAUAUUUAUAGUAAAAAUGAUGAAAUAUUUAAUGAUGGAAAAAUAUUUAAAAAAGUGAUGUGGUGUACAGUAGAUUAUUCAACAUAUUUAAAAGAAAAAGAACAAGGAAAUUCAUGUAAAAAUAUAGAAUAUACAUAUAAAGACAGAAAUAAAUAUGGAAAUAUAAUACCACAAGAAGUUAAAUCACUUGGAAAUGAAUGUUUUUAUGAAUGUUCAUCAUUAACAUCAAUUAAUAUACCAUCAUCAAUUAGUAAAUUAGGGGAUUUGUGUUUUAGAAAAUGUUCAUUAACAACAAUUAAUGUACCAACAACAGUUAGUGUAUUAGGAAAUGAAUGCUUUUGUGAGUGUUCAUCAUUAACGUCAGUUACUAUACCAACAACAAUUAGUAAAUUAGGAGAUGAGUGUUUUAGUGGUUGUUCGUCAUUAACAUCUGUCACUAUUCCAACAACAGUCAGUGAAUUGGGACGCUGUUGUUUUGAUGAAUGUACAUCAUUGACAAGUAUAGUCCUUGAAAAUAUACAGUUUAUCAGCGAAGAAAGAAUAUUUAUGAAUAAACCAGUGCUAAUUAGUUUUAAAAUACCAAAAAACUUACAAAAAAUCAAUGGAGAGAAUAUCGAAAAGAAAGAUAUCAACGAAUUUAUUAUUCCAACUACAAUCACUAAAUUAGGUGAUUGGUGUUUUAGUGGUUGUUUGUCACUAACGUCUGUUGAUAUACCAACUACAAUAAGUGAAUUAGGUGGUUGUUGUUUUUGUGUAUGUCCAUCAUUAACAUCAAUUAAUAUACCAACAACAAUUAAGGAGUUUGGGUAUUGGUGUUUUUAUAAAUGUUAUUCAUUAACAUCAAUUUCUAUACCACCAUCUGUUAAUAAAAUAGGAAAAGGAAGUUUUAGUUUGUGUGAGUCAUUAACAUCAAUCAAUAUUCCAUCAUCAAUUACGUCAUUUGAAAAUAGACAGUUUGAUGGAUCUUAUUUGUUAAGACGUCUUGAAAUAGAAAAUCUACAAUUCAUCAGUAAAGAAAGAAUAUUUAUGAACGAACCAAUACUAUUUAGUAUUGAAAUACCACUUAACCUUAAAACAAUAAAUGGAAAGAGUAUUGAAAAGAAAGAUAUAAAUGAAUUUAUUAUUCCAACUACAAUAAGUGAAAUAGAUGAUUGGUGUUUUUAUAAAUGUAAUUCAUUAAAAUCAAUCAAUAUACCAACAACAAUCAGCAAAUUAGGAAAUCACUGUUUUAGUGAAUGCUCAUCAUUAAGUGAAGUUAUAUUACCAACAUCAAUUAUUAAAUUAGGAAAUUAUUGUUUUAAUAAUUGUUCAUCAUUAACAUCAAUUAACAUACCAUCAUCAAUUACAUUAUUUGGAGAAUGUUGUUUUUAUGGCUGUGGAUGUACAGAAGAGUUAAAGAAGAAUAAAACAAUACCGAGAGGAUCUUUUGAACACACACAAUGA